Molecule: messenger RNA, 2331 nt
Organism: Linum trigynum
Lineage: Eukaryota; Viridiplantae; Streptophyta; Magnoliopsida; Malpighiales; Linaceae
Source: the annotation of a GenBank genome assembly
ACAAUGCAGCGGCGGAUUCAGGGGGCGCCCCCGACCCAGCCCUCUCUGGAUCCAGAACGAGUAUAACACUUGUAAAUUUUCGAUUUUUGGUAUUUGUUUCGGUGUUUGUAGCGUUACAACCCAAUCCUCUCCACCUUUUUUCAAAUGUGACCCAAUGCUCCACUCUAUACUGGAUCCGCCACUCCUACAAUGAUCCAACCAAUGUUAAAGUCAAAUAACCACGUCUUAUUGCAAGAGAACUUGUGUUAGUGUAACUUGGGGGGAGAACCCAAUACAAACAAUCAAUUAAGAUGAUUUGAUUGAGGUAUAAUAAUGGAUUAUUCAAGAGUAAUGAAACUUCAAAUCAGGAUGGAUUUUUCAUCUUUCGAAAAAAAAUUCAAAUCCCCAUUCGACUUCUCGAGGGCCGGCCACCGGGAAAAACCCGAAAGGAAGGCUGCUACCGGUACGUUGCUUGCUGGAGUCUCAGUUAUCUAGGAAUCAAUCUAUCGAAAACCAAACCUCCAGCAUGCAUAUUUGGUUUGCAGUUUGCACAGAGUCCAUCAGCGGAAGUUUGAAAAGGCUGGCAAAAACAUGGAAAACCAGUUCCCUAUGUUGUUUGUCACUCUAUUUAAAACAAAAACAAAAAAAAAUCUCAGCUAACAUGAAAUACAGAAACAGAAUCAUGUCUUAAUUACAUCCUCAUAGAGCACCGAGUCACAUUUUAUUAGAAAAUUAGAUAACGUAAAAAAAUCACAAUUUUUUCAUAAUGUCAAUUGUACACGACGGUCUACACCCAUACCAAUAGCAUACUCUCUUUCAAAUAAAAUUGUUAAGCAAUGGAAAAAAUUUCAUCGCUAAUUUUGUUGCACAAAUAAGUUUUAUCAUGUUUCAUUGUGAAAAAGCUUCUCUCCGUAGUAGUCGUUGAAACGUGCAACAUUAACACUAGACAAAUCAAUCAACUAAUCAAUUUGAAUUGUGUGUCCAUCCCUAUAUACACUAGCUGCUCUAGUAAUUUUUCAAGGGACCAAAUUUCAUAUUUUUUUGUCUUUUAUGUUUUAGACUUUAGAAUUUAGGUUUCAUUAUUCAUUUAUUUUUUUAGACGAAAAUCAUUGGGACUAAAAUUUCUACAUUAAAUUUAGAGUAGUGAUUUGAAUAUGUUGAAUCAUUUUUCUAGUUACACUUAAUCUUAUUACAAAAUACCACUGCGACGAAUGCCAAAAAUCAAAAGAUUCAUAAGGACUAUACGAGCUCCGGACCCAUAGGAGGGUUGGGUCAUGGCCACCCCUGAAUCCGCCAUUCAUCAUAAAGGUUAUCUUCUCUUCUUCUUUUCCUCCUGGAGAAGAAUGGUAAGAUUAAGAUAUCAGAGAACCAGCUAGCGCUAGCGCCUAGGCAGCAUGCAUGCAUGCAGUACUAGGGCUGGGAAUCCGGUUUCAGUUUUCUGGUCAAACCGAAAACCGGCCAGUUUAAACCGUCUCGGUUGUAACCGGAAACCGGAUACAACCCGAUCCAAUCCGGAUUCCGGUUUCUAGUAUUUGGAGAAAAACCGUACCAGGUAUAACCCGGUUAAAACCGGGAAAAACCGGGAAACUGGGACCAGCCCUGCCUUGCACCAAGCCCAGCUUUGAAGCCCAAAUCCCCUCUCAAAAUCUCAGCCCAGCACAAAACAAAAGCCCAGAUACACAAAAACCCUAAUCGUCAUGGCCACCCAGUCCCUCUAUCCCUCACGAUUCUCCUCUAUCUCCCGUCGCCUCGCGACUCCACUCCUCUACUCUCGAAGAAGAAGUCGACCGGCGGCCGAAAUCGCCGCUCAACCAUCGAAUCAGCCGCCGACUCUAUUCGAUGGCACCGAGAUGCCCCUUCUGUUCAUGGUCGCGAUCUCCUCAGGGCGACAGCGACAGCGCGAAGGCGACGGUGAUUUUAGAGUUGAAACAACUCCUGAUCUGGGCCCCAAACCAGUGUUGGACCUCUCUCUCACCGGCGAUGCGGCGGAAGCGAGCAAUUGAUCUUUCUUGACCUCCUAUGUUGAGGACUUGAAUGGCGGUGGAUGGUGGUGGUGCAUGCAAGGAUGGUCGCACUUCUGCAGCGGCGAGGGAGGUGAGAAGAUGAAGAAGUGAAGGUGAAGGAUGGAUCGAUGAAAAUCAGAGCUAGGGAUUAGGGGGAUUUUUUUUAGAAGAGAGCGGCGGCGUAGAUUGGGGAAUUGGGAUGGUGAGGGGAAUUAGGUAUUGUUUGAGUGUGUGACUGUGUGGCGAGUGGGAGGUGAGGGGAAUUUCUUUUAAUCCAAUUUAAACGACAACGUUUUUUUUAUCAGAAACGACAGUGUUUUUUGGGAGGGAAUAAAUAGAUCCAGUUUUU